Molecule: messenger RNA, 515 nt
Organism: Nothoprocta perdicaria
Lineage: Eukaryota; Metazoa; Chordata; Aves; Tinamiformes; Tinamidae
Gene: MLANA
Product: melan-A
Exons: 4
Coding region: 1-342 (113 amino acids)
Cellular component (GO): endoplasmic reticulum membrane; trans-Golgi network; melanosome
Source: RefSeq, a predicted model, not a curated record
AUGCCCAGAAAAAAUCACCAGUCAGAUGGCAACUCCUUCAGAGUGAAAGGACACAGCUAUUUUGCAGCAGAAGAAGCUCUGGGCAUUGGAAUUUUCAUUUUGGUGCUGGCAAUUUUACUUAUCUUUGGCUGCUGGUACUACAAAAGACGCAGUGGUUACAAAAGUCUGCGGAGCAAAAGCCCUAGUGUGGGCACAGUGCGGACCGUGGUAGGAGAGGGAGCCACCCUGGACUGCAAAAUGCCUCUGCGGGAGUACAGAGACUUUAACUCUGUGGUACCUGAUGCUCCACCAGCAUAUGACAAAAUUGCAGGAGAACAUUUGCCACCGCCUUAUUCACCAUGAUAAUAAGAAAUCUUAAGCUCUGUGCCUAUAAAUUCAUUUUCUUUAUGCUUCCUUUUUGUUUUUGUUGAUGCUAAACUUUCUUUACAGCUAAAAGAGUAAUGUAAGCUACAUGCUUUCAUUAGCAGUUGCUGAAAAUUAUUCCUGCUUAGUUGGCAGAAAUAGAUCUCAAAAUA